GCCUGAUUGGCGGCCCGCGGUAGCCUGAGCGGGGUCCCGAGGGGCUGGGGCAGGGACUGUCGGCGCCUCUUCCCCUCCCACCUCCUCCUUCCCUGGUCCUACUUGACCGGCACCCCCGCCACACAUGCCAGAUUGGUCCUGGUUGCGCUACAGCUACAUUACUCUGUGCAGAAUGCCAAAGUGGCUUUUGAUCCUGGUGGCCUAUGUGGUCCUUGGCUUGGUGCAUUCAGAGGAAGAUUCCAGGAAGAAGAAACAUGUGGAUCCUGAAGCAUACAUGAAUAUUAGUGAAAUUAUCUCCUACUGGGGCUUUCCCAGUGAGGAGUAUAAUGUUGUGACGGAUGAUGGCUACAUCCUGAACAUUAACCGAAUUCCACACGGCAGAAAGAAUGGAUGGGAUAAAGGUCCCCGGCAGGUGGUGUUUCUGCAGCAUGGUUUGCUUGCCGAUUCAAGUAACUGGGUCUCGAAUCUGGACAACAGCAGCCUGGGCUUCAUCCUGGCCGAUGCCGGUUAUGAUGUGUGGAUGGGGAACAGCCGAGGAAACACCUGGUCCUCCAAACACAAGACCCUCACCGUCGGCCAAGAUGAGUUUUGGGCUUUCAGCUUUGAUGAGAUGGCAAAACAUGACCUCCCUGCUGUGAUCGACUUUAUCCUGAGCAAGACUGGACAACAGCAAGUGUAUUAUGUUGGCCAUUCCCAAGGCACCACCAUGGCCUUCAUCGCCUUCUCAAGUUUGCCUCAGCUGGCCAAGAAGAUCAAGAUGUUUUUUGCCUUGGCUCCCGUCGCCACUGUCAAGUUCAGCAACAGCCCCAUGGCCAAGCUGGGAUUUUUCCCAGAUUUCUUAUUCAAGGACAUAUUUGGAAUGAAGCAGUUUCUCCCCGAAAAUUGGAUUUUGAAGUGGCUGGGGACCCAUGUAUGCCCCCACAUGAUUCUGAAGGAGCUCUGUGGGAAUCUCUUCUUUGUCCUCUGUGGCUUCAAUGAGCACAACCUGAACAUGUCUCGAGUGGACGUCUACAGUUCGCACAAUCCUGCCGGGACGUCUGUGCAGAACAUGUUACACUGGGGACAGGCUGUCAGAUCCGGGGAGUUUAAAGCCUAUGACUGGGGAAGCCGAGAUAAGAAUUACUUUCAUUAUAACCAGACUGAGCCUCCCCUCUAUCGAAUCAAGGACAUGUUGGUUCCAACAGCCGUUUGGAGUGGGAGUCGAGACUUUCUGGCUGACACCAAGGACAUGGGCCUCUUACUGACUCAGAUCACCAACCUCGUGUACCACAAGAACUUUCCGGAGUGGGAACACUUGGAUUUCAUCUGGGGUAUCGAUGCCCCAGUGAGACUCUAUAGUGAGAUCCUGGACCUGAUGAAGAAGUAUGAAUGAAACCUCCCAGGGCGGUCUCAGCUCAGACCAUUGGCUCAGGGCCAUGCCAGUCAUUCUGUUGUUUUCUCCAAUCAAUUUGUACUUUCCCAAAGCUUUUUGUACAAUAAGAUGGGGGGCCCAUUCUGACCCUGGCCUACCACACACCACUCGGUCUUGUCCCCAUGGCCUUUGAGCCUACCUGGGGGUGGCAAGGCACUGUCUCAGGAAAGAUAGCCUUCUUCAGAUCUCUCAGAGUCCUGGAACUUGAGAUCCAGAAGGGGUAUUAGAGCUCAUGGGGUCUGACUUCCCCCCAUUUUAAAGAUGGAGAAACUGAGGCUCAGAGAUGAAGCCAUCAAGUCAAAGCUCUUUGGGCAUUUUUAAACCCUCACAGACUGGGGUGAAGGUUUCCCAGCCGCCACACCUGGGUUAUUUAUUUGGACAGUUUAUAGACAGUCCCCAGGGAACAAAUUCUGCUAGAGCCUGAAACCUCUAAAUGCUCGUGUUUCUUGAUGAGUGCCUUGUGGCAACAAGGCCACUCUCACACUGGAGAAACUUAGGAGCUAAAAGCCACAUUUUAUUUUCCCCUAUGUUUGUAAGGAGGGGUAGUGGUUGCCUAACACUGAGCCUUGAGAUAUCUCUUUUCAGCCCAUUGCUGCUGGCUCUGCCCACCAAGCCAAACAGAACAGGUCUUGUCCCCUUUCAGUGCGAGAGCCUUCAAAGCUUAGAAACAGCUCCUAUUUCUUCACCACUCUCCUACACCGCCCCCCCCGUCCCCCAGGCUCCCAAAUCUUUUCUUUAUCAGGUUAAAAAUCCCCAGCUCUUUCAAGAGAGAGACAGCAUGACCUACUGGGUGCAGUGCUGGACUCUAAGUCCUUAAGACCUGGGUUCACAUCCCACCACUGAUUCUUACUAGUUGUGUGACCUUGGGAUGAUCACUUAACCUCUCUCUAUCUAAGUCAGUAGACUUGUAGACCUCUGAUCUUUAUUAGCUAUGUGAUGUAGGGCAGGUCACUUAACCGAAGAAUCUCAGUUUCCUCAUCUUUAAAAUUAGGGGAGUGACCUUGAAGGUCAGUUUACAUUCUAAAUCUGUGGGCCUUUUUGGUUUGGUUCCUGCCUUUUAAACAAACAAAUGGAUGGAAUGGUAGUGACCUCUCCACUAGGGGGAGUGUUUCUCCUGGCCAUAGGCAUUUCUGAUACCAUGGUUGGCAGAUGCCAGAAAUACUUCCUAGACAAGUGGUCUAGUGUCUGAGUAACUGGAGUGGCCUUGGGGUAAUGUAAAACUUAUUUGCUUGAUUAGUUUGAAGACUGAGACCACUGAGCUGUUUGUGCCUAAAAGCCUGGGGCUCUCUGCUGGUUCAGGGGCCCUGAAUGCUGUAAACAAGGUGCCCACAUUUCAUUGCUUAGGUGAAAUCCUGAGCAACAUACACCCCUCCUCAUUCCCCUUCCUGCUCCCCAAGAAGGGACCUCCUCCUGAUGUCUUGGAACUCAGUGCAGCUUGGAAACAGCCUCUGCUGGCUUUAGCUUUCCUUUUCCUUUCAAAAUGACCAUGGAAAUCUGCCUGCCCAAACUCAGGGGGUCCUAGCCUUUGAAUCUUUUCAUUUCAGCUGUAUGGAUGAUUUUAUUGCUUCUGAUUUACAAACAUUUGUGUGUAUGUGUGUUAUGGAUAACCAGAGCACAGGGGCUUUGAUACUGCUGACAUAAUUUCCUCCUCGAAUUAUAGACUUAACUAGAAUUCAGGGAUACUAGGUUAUGAUGAAAGUUGGGAGCACCCCCACAUGUGCAAAAGUUGUUUUAUUACUGGCAUGUUAAACUUGAAAAAAAAUGUGUCCAAUAAAACUGAAUGAUCUACAUAGUAA
Vombatus ursinus (common wombat) is the source of this 3207-nucleotide messenger RNA. RefSeq names its product lipase A, lysosomal acid type (gene LIPA). The transcript is spliced from 10 exons. Gene Ontology annotation, molecular function: hydrolase activity, acting on ester bonds. NCBI's taxonomy places the organism in Eukaryota, Metazoa, Chordata, Mammalia, Diprotodontia, Vombatidae. The coding region runs from base 125 to 1372 and encodes 415 amino acids. The record is from RefSeq and is a predicted model, not a curated record. Gene Ontology annotation, cellular component: intracellular membrane-bounded organelle.